Messenger RNA from Opisthorchis viverrini, 858 nucleotides. RefSeq lists its product as hypothetical. The transcript has 6 exons. The annotation marks the transcript as partial. NCBI's taxonomy places the organism in Eukaryota, Metazoa, Platyhelminthes, Trematoda, Opisthorchiida, Opisthorchiidae. The record is from RefSeq and is a predicted model, not a curated record.
GAAACUACUCACAAGGUUGCUGAAAACACUUCGACAACCCACGACCGGUUUCGCCCUUCUUGGGGCUCAUCAGGUAAGCGUGGUCCCCGAGUUUCCGUCGACCUCAUGUCCUACUUGAACCCAAAUUGGACUGUUUUCGAGAAAUACACUCAUUUGCAAAUCAAUUUGAUCUUUCGAUUAUCUCGGCGACAUGGACAAAGUGGUUGGAGCGCGGAUUUACUGACCGGAAGGUCCGUGGUUCGAACCCGACUUCCGCCUCUCGACUUCCCCUGUCUAGGCUCGGGCGACCCGGCAGCCGCCUCAUGUUACAGUUGGCACGAUAUUCGAGAUAUCGCAGUAUAUUUUCAUAAAGGAAACUACUCACAAAAUCUUCGAAGUGUUUUCAGCAACCUUGAUUUAGGGGAUUUUUUGGCCCAAGUGGUUAGAGCGCACUUUACUGACCGCAAGGUCCGUGGUUCGAAUCCGACCUCCGCCACUCGACUUCCCCUGUCUAGGCUUGGGCAACCUGGCAGUAACCCAGCCCUCGUGCUUCCUUCGGGUGGCAUGGCAGCUAGGCACCGGAAGGGUGUUACAGCUACCUAUCUACCUAUCUCAAAGGACAAUUUCUACGUUGAGCUAAACGGGAUGACCAAGUGUACAGUCAACCGCGAGAUCCUGAAGGACAUUGGCCAGGUCCAACUGCGCGUGGGUCUCACUCCACCCCGCACUGACUAUGUCACCUCCAUUGGUGAGGAAACGUUUACACUCCAACUGCCAAGCUCGGCAAACAAACCAACAACCAGUCGGCGCACCCGAGCUACCUAUAAUCCACAAAAUCACCAUUUCGUAUCCUCUACACGUGAACCUACAUACCGAUGA